AUGGCCAUGGACCUCCUCGACACCCCGCUACCCAACCUUUUCGAGCAACUCCACGGCGAAGAUGAGGACGGCUGGCCACCGGAGGCGCGCUUCUUGAUCGCCUCCUACUACGGCAACGUCGGCCGCCUCAAGGAGAUCGCGAGGAGGCUGGACACGAGCGGUCAGCGCGGGGUCAGCGCCACGGUGGCCGCCACCGCCUACCGCGGCAUGAGCGCCCUCCACGCCGCCGUCGGCGGGCUCGGCAGGCUCGCCGCCUGCCGCUACCUCGUCGACGACAUCGGGAUGGACGUCAACAUGUGGGACGCCUCCCCAAGCAAGAAGACCCCCCUGGAGCACGCCGUGGCCGGCGGCAACCUGCCUGCCGUCAGGUUCCUUCUUGACCAUGGCGCUGACCUCCACCAGGAAAAUGAGCAGGGCCACACUGUUCUUACACUAGCUGCAACCAAAGGUACAAUUUUGAAACCUGUACAGUGA
This is a messenger RNA of Lolium rigidum, 474 nucleotides long. RefSeq names its product protein fem-1 homolog A-like. The record is from RefSeq and is a predicted model, not a curated record. Bases 1 to 474 code for a protein of 157 amino acids. Gene Ontology annotation, molecular function: protein binding. The transcript is spliced from 4 exons. NCBI's taxonomy places the organism in Eukaryota, Viridiplantae, Streptophyta, Magnoliopsida, Poales, Poaceae.